UAAACCAACAAACAUAGAAAUUAAACCAACAAUGUAGUUUAGUCACUCCGGUGUUCGCGAUUAAAUCGACUAAUUAAGUGAUUGACUCUUCAAUGCGGUUGGCUGGUUUAGCAGCCGCAAUGGAGCCGGUGUUAGCGUAGGUGUGAGAGUGAUAUUGAAUAUCUAAAUGAGAGUGAAUUUUUCAAUGGGAUCGAGUGAAUUUCUGAAUCUCUACAAUAGAUUUGUGAGGGAGGGAGAGUAGAAAUUGGGAGAGAACGAGACUGAUUGCGCGGCUGCAAGCAGUUGAAAAUUCUCUACAUAAGUAGUAAACCCUAUUGGAAACUUAAACUUUUUUUUAAAAAAAAAUUAUUUAAUAUUAUUUUAACGGGUACCGGGUACCCAACUUCUUAAACUAAACGGCCCAUGACCCGACCCAGAAACAUGCUUAUUUUCCCGGGUUGGGUACUCGGCCUAUUUAUUUUACCAAAAACUGAAAAUUACCCGGUUUAUUUGUGUCGGGUCGGUGGGUCGACGGAUCGGGUAAUUUUGAACACCCCUACGUAUCAUACACUUGCUUCCAGUUUUAACUACUAGACAAAUAACUCAUUGGUAAGGUCACUUCGAAUUUGAUCGGGUUGAUCGGCUAGUUUGUUAACGCAUAACCGUCAAACUGUCAAAGCUUAAAUUCCACCUAGUCUCCUAAUCCAGAUAAGACCCCAUUGGUAAGGUCACUUCGAACUUGGUUGGGAUGAUUGGGUAGUUUGUCACGCAAAAUCGUCAAACUAUCAAAGCUUAAACUCCACCUAAUCUUCUAAUCCUGAUUUAAGAAAAUUAGAGUUAGAGUUAGAGUCGGAUUUUUAAUUAAGAACUCUUGCAAGUACAACUAACAUAAUUUCUUUUUCAACGUGCUUGCACCUUGUGUGAUUGUGUAUAUGGGCAAAAUAAUGCUUCAUACAUUAGUUGGUUAAUUGUUUGUACCUGGUUUGAUUAUAAGGUACGAAAAGUCGUAUUGUGAGAUAAUUGCAAUAUUUAGUGAGUAGUCAACUACUUCUUCAGUCCCUAUUUGUUUGCUCUAUUUACCAUUAGUCUGUCCCAAAAGAUUACCCCGUUACCAUAAAUGUUCAUAGAUAUUACAACUGUACUCUAACAUAUACGAGUAUUUGAUUUCACUCUUUUUUUUAUCGUUUGAUACAUGGGACAAACAAUUAGGGACAUAUGGAAUGAUUAUUUUCUACUCAAAUUUUGGUUCAUGCCAUUUUUUAACAAAUCUCCUUGUGGGCGUGGGGGUAGUGAAUUUGUGUUCACUCAGAAACUCAAGACAAUCCUUGGGUAGUGGGUCACUUUGAUGGGUUUGAUCCAAAAUCAUCAGUUUUGAGCGAUCUUAUUGUAUAUUUGUAACUUUUUUCUGAUAGAAUUCAAUUUGGACACUCUUAAUUUGUUCAUCCAUGUUCUAUUUGUUUUGUCAAAUUUAGAAAUUUGCUUAUUAGCUAUUGGUUUUUGGCUUGAAUUAACUCAAAUUUGAUAAAUUUCCUAUAUUUUUUCUCACUGCAUUAGCUGAUUAGGUCUUACCCUGGUGGUUUUGAUUAAAAAUCAGUGAUUGUAGGCUAUUGUAAGAUACUGCCUGCUUUAAUUGAAGAAUUUUAGGGUUCAUUUGUGCAAUGGAGAAAUCACAAAUUUAUAAUUUUAGGGUUCACUUUGAUGGUUUGAUCCAAAAACAUCAGUUUUGAGAGAAUUCAAUCUGGGCGCUCUGUAUUUGUUCAUCCAUGUUCUAUUUUUUGUCAAAUUCCAGAAAAUUGCUUGUUAACUAUUGUUUUUUUUGGCCUGAAUUAACUCAAAUUUGAUAAAUUUCCUAUACUUUCCCUCACUGCAUUAGCUGAUUUAGGGUUUACACUGGUGGGUUUGAUUCAAAAUCUGUAAUUGUGGGCUAUUGUAAGAUACUACCUGCUUUAAUUGACUGGUUGCAAACUUGCAAUAAUUUUAGGGUUCAAUUCUGCAAUGGAGGAAUCCCAGAUCAAUAAUUCCAGUACCAAAUUGGAAUUUCAUGAUGAUACAAUUGAGGAUUCUGAGAUUGAUAAUAAUCCCACUACCAUACUUGAUCUUCCUGAUGAUUGCCUUAUUUUCAUCUUCAAACACCUUACUAUCGAAUAUGAUCGAGUAUCCUUUGGAUUAACCUGCGGUAAGUGACUAGAUCUUCAAAACCGAAACCGGCAAUCCUUACAGUUUGAUUGCUCACUCACCUACACUAAACAUCUCUUCAGAAACCCAUACAUGAUCAACACAUGUGACCUUCAUAAAACAAUGUCACGUUACCAUCACCUACGAUCACUAUCCUUAUCUGGGUGCAGUACACUACCAGAUUCAGGUCUAAAGUUGUUACAGUACUCUGGUUCAAAUCUUCGAGCCUUACAUUUGGAUUGUUGUUUUAAGAUCAGUGAUAAUGGUGUUUCGUUUGCAGCAAGUGGUUGCCCUUUGUUGAAGUUUAUCAGCCUAUAUCGUUGCAAUAUUACUGAUGUAGGUUUGGAAAGCUUGGCUAAGUCUUGUUUGGGAUUGGAAGAUGUUAAUCUUACCUAUUGUUUGGGUAUUACUGAUAGUGGUAUAAACUCUCUUGUUCGGAAUUGUGUUCAUCUAUAUGGGAUUAGAAUUAGCAAUUGUAGGAACAUAAAGGGUGUUGGGUUUUGUGGGUGUUCUCGAACUUUGGGUUAUUUGGAAGCUGAAUCUUGUAAACUCGACCAGGAAGGGAUAGCAAGUAUGGUAAGCGGAGGAGGAUUGAAGUAUCUAAACAUUUUGAAUCUUAGUUGGUCGAUUCUUGGAGAUGGAUUAUCAGCAAUUGGAGGAGGAUUUGGAAAAAUGAUUAGGGUUUUAUAUAUGAGACUAUGUAGAACAAUUAGGGAUGAGGGUGUCGGACUAAUUGCUCGCGGUUGUCCUUCAUUAGUGGAGUGGAAUUUGGCAUCAUGUCAUGAGAUUCGAGUUUUAGGGUGGGAGUCGAUUGGCUUGAAUUGUAACAAUUUGGAAAGACUCCAUGUGAAUCGAUGUAGGAACUUGUGUGAUCGUGGGUUGGAAGCUUUGAAGAAUGGUUCCAAGAAGCUUGAUGUUUUGCAUAUGAAUGGAUGUCCUCAAAUGAGUACAAUAGCAAUUGAAUUGUUUAGGUUAUCAAGAGGUGAUCUUAUCAAAGAAGAUGAACAUUUCAUAAUUGGCCAUAACUGGCAGUUUUGGUGUUACCCCAGAAUUUGGUGGAGUAAUUAUCUAGUUAUGUUUUUAUUGUUUAGCUUCAAACUUUCAAGAAGUUUGCAUCAGUUUUGAUCAUUGUCAAACUUUUUCACUGUCUUGACCAGGUGUCCUAUGAAACUAGCAUACGCGCAUAAGACCGUUGAUGUCAUCAUUAGACAAUGAAUAAAUAUUUGAUUGAUUAUAAUUAUUGAACAUAACUCUUUGAUCACAAUGAACAAAAUUCUUCUCCAUCCCCAUGAUUCUUGUCAUUCUUCUUCAUUAUGUGAAGAAGAUGGAGAUGAUACUUUAGUAACUUUUCUAGAAAGAGAUUUAUUUCUAAAUGGAAAUUGUAAAUUGUUUCCCAAAAUAUGCAAACUCAGCGAGAAAAACAUUUGUGAUUCUUGUUAAAGUACUUUUAAUCGAAUAGGUUUUUUUUUUGCUUUAUCUUGUCUUGAAUAUUGGUGCUAUCUCUCUUUCAAAUCAUGGAUCAGCAUUGCUUACAAUGUAUGAAUUACAUGUGCAUAACUCUUUAGUUUCUUCUGUAU
Molecule: messenger RNA, 3731 nt
Organism: Spinacia oleracea (spinach)
Lineage: Eukaryota; Viridiplantae; Streptophyta; Magnoliopsida; Caryophyllales; Amaranthaceae
Product: F-box/LRR-repeat protein 12-like
Exons: 1
Coding region: 2248-3279 (343 amino acids)
Biological process (GO): SCF-dependent proteasomal ubiquitin-dependent protein catabolic process
Cellular component (GO): SCF ubiquitin ligase complex
Molecular function (GO): protein binding
Source: RefSeq, a predicted model, not a curated record